Musa acuminata AAA Group (dessert banana) is the source of this 954-nucleotide messenger RNA. Its product is annotated as transcription factor MYB73-like. The record is from RefSeq and is a predicted model, not a curated record. Gene Ontology annotation, biological process: regulation of DNA-templated transcription. Bases 59 to 811 code for a protein of 250 amino acids. The transcript has a single exon. Gene Ontology annotation, molecular function: RNA polymerase II cis-regulatory region sequence-specific DNA binding; DNA-binding transcription factor activity, RNA polymerase II-specific. NCBI's taxonomy places the organism in Eukaryota, Viridiplantae, Streptophyta, Magnoliopsida, Zingiberales, Musaceae. Gene Ontology annotation, cellular component: nucleus.
UCUCCGUAUAAGAAGAAGAAGCAGAGGAUUAAGAGGACAAGAAGAACAGUCGGAUGAGAUGGUGAUGGUGGAGGAGAGCGACAAGGGGGAGCAGAGGGUGAAGGGGUCGUGGAGCCCGGAGGAGGACGCCGCGCUAACGAGGCUGGUGGAGCGGCACGGGGCCCGGAACUGGUCGCUGAUCAGCGCGGGGAUCCCCGGGAGGUCGGGGAAAUCGUGCCGGUUGAGGUGGUGCAACCAGCUCAGCCCCUCCGUCCACCACCGCCCCUUCACCCCCGCCGAGGACGCCACCAUCCUCGCCGCUCACGACCGGUACGGCAACAAGUGGGCCACCAUCGCCCGACUCCUCCCCGGCCGCACCGACAACGCUAUCAAGAACCACUGGAACUCCACCCUCCGCCGCCGCCGCCGCCGCGCGACUCCCGUUGCCCCAUCACCCUCGUCCUCGCCCCUCCCCCUCUCUUCCUCAUCUCCGAUCGCCACCGAGCCGGACUACUCGGAUUCGGGCUCGGCCAGGAAGCGGCAGCGCUCGAGUGAAGACGCCAACGGGGGCGGAUGCAGCUCGUUGGCGGCUGACCCCACGACGUCGCUGUCGCUGAGUCUGCCGGGCGACGGCGGGGGGGCGGAGAGAAGGUCGGACGGCCCGCUUGGAGAUGUGGAACGGCUGAGGGACAUGUGCUUGGUGUCGAUAAUGCGGCAGAUGAUCGCGGAAGAGGUGAGGAGUUACAUCGACAAGCUGCGAUCGCCGGGCGCCGUCGACGAUACGGUCUCCGUUGUCGUAAAGGCCGAGCCCCCCUCCGAUCGCCAGAAUUAAUUAGCAGCGAAUCUCCUCAUUUUCCUACUCAUAUUUAUUCUUUCUUCUUUUAAGUUGUGCUGCUCCUCCUAACGAUGGCAGCGUACUCUGUAAAUAAGACUAGAGAGAGGAAAUAAAAAUGUUAAAAUAUCUCAUUUUUAUAA